Molecule: messenger RNA, 1484 nt
Organism: Octodon degus (degu)
Lineage: Eukaryota; Metazoa; Chordata; Mammalia; Rodentia; Octodontidae
Gene: Mterf2
Product: mitochondrial transcription termination factor 2
Exons: 2
Coding region: 144-1307 (387 amino acids)
Biological process (GO): termination of mitochondrial transcription; regulation of DNA-templated transcription
Cellular component (GO): mitochondrial matrix
Molecular function (GO): double-stranded DNA binding
Source: RefSeq, a predicted model, not a curated record
CACUGCUGCGACCUCGGUGCCAAGGCCCGGCGGCCACGUUCCUUCAGCACUCGCAGCCGGGUGUUGCUCUUCCGCCUUCCCAGCUCGCAGCCUUGCUGUGCCUGCUCCACCGAGCCGCACCAGCUCUCCUGGGAUGCGCAGGGAUGACAGGCGUGAUGUGGCCACUGCUGCGAGCCUGGCCCCGCAGGCUGGGCUCCUUCUGGAGGGUGCAAGCAGCGCCAAGGUGCGCCCCUCCACCUGCACGCUUGGCCUUUACAACAGAUCGCCAGUCUUCCGGAGAAAAUGAGAAAACGGUACAAAAGUUCUGCAAACUUUCUGUCGACAUCAGGAAAAUCCGGAGGUUGAAAGGAUGGGUGCUUCAGGUGGAAGAAGCCUACGUGGAAGAGGUGGCAAGUGUCUUAUGCGGCCUGGGUGCCAACGUGGCCCAGGUGGCCCGCAUCCUGGAGCGCUGCCCAGAGGCCGUCCUCUGCAGCCCUGCCGCGGUCGCCACCCAGAGGGACCUCUGGCAGCUGGUUUGCGGCAGUGAGCACGAGUUACUCAGGCUAGUAGAGCAGUUUCCAGAGGCCUUCUUCUCGGUCCAGGACCAGCAGAACCUCAGGCUCAACAUUCAGCUCUUUCAAGAGCUGGGGCUCAGGAAAGUGGUCAUCAGCAGGUUUCUGACAACGGCAUGCGGUAUCUUCCAUCAUCCUGUUGAGAAGAACAGACAAAUGAUAGGCGUGCUCCAGGAGAGUUACCUCAACAGAGGCGGGUCAGAGGCCAACAUGAAAGUGUGGCUACUGAAAUUAUUAAGCCAGAAUCCGUUUAUUUUGUUCAGUUCUCCUGUGGCUGUGAGAGAAACUCUAGAAUGUAUCCAGGAGCAGGGUUUCACAAACUCAGAAAUUCUUCAACUUCUCUCCAAACUCAAAGGGUUCCUUUUUCAUCUCUGUCCAAGAGGCAUUCAGAGCAGUAUUUCCUUCUUGAAAAAUGCAUUUGAAUGCACAGAUCAUGACCUGAAGCAGUUAAUUCUGAAAUGUCCUGCACUUUUGUAUUAUUCUGUUCCAGUUUUAGAAGAGCGAAUUCAGGGCUUAGUGAAAGAGGGUAUUUCCAUAGCUCAGUUAAGAGAGACACCGAUGGUUCUUGAAUUAACACCACAAAUAGUUCAGUACAGAAUAAGGAAACUAAAUUCCUUGGGCUACAGGAUAAAGGAUGGACAUCUAGCAGGUCUGAAUGGAACAAAAAAGGAGUUUGAGGCUAACUUUGGCAAAAUUCAAGCCAAAAGAGAAAGACCUUUAUUUAACCCCGUGGCACCAUUAAAUGUUGAAGAGUAACUGACAUUAUUUCUAGCAAAACAGCAUGAAAUGUCUAUAAUUAUGUGCCUCAUGCUGCUUACAGUCAACUGUAGUUUCUGAGUUGUGUUUAAAAUUACUUUGAGGGGCUGAGGAUACAGCUCAACUGCACAGUGCUUGCCUGGGAAGUUCGAGGUCUUGAGUUCAGUAUCAAAAUAU